Oikopleura dioica is the source of this 2643-nucleotide messenger RNA. NCBI's taxonomy places the organism in Eukaryota, Metazoa, Chordata, Appendicularia, Copelata, Oikopleuridae. The record is from the annotation of a GenBank genome assembly.
AUGAAGAUUUUUAUUUUUCAAUUGCUGUGUCUUUCCGUAAAAGCUUCCGGAAGCUACAAUCUAUCAAAUGACCCCAAGCCCGAGAUAAGUCUCCAAGCGUUGAACGAUAAAACAGAUAUCAUUCCCGACGAACUAAACUGUUCUCUGUCCAAUGGACAAUUUCUGAAUGCUGCGAUUGCUGAAUAUGUUUGCAGUCCGCUCCCUCCUCUUUUAAACGGUGAAAUUUUCUGUUUCGACGAAUGGAAGAUCGGAACCGUUUGCAUGGGUGUUUGCAAAAAUGGAUGGAUUCUCGAGCCUCAUAAACGAAAAAAACGAUGCUUACCGACGAGAAAUCGGAAAGAAAGGAGGACAGAAGAGAGUCCCGUCAAAUGGAAUUUUGCUAAAUCAAAUUUUAAAUGCGUCAAAGAUUACCAGGAAUCACCUUGCUCAAAUAACAAGGGAGGCUGCUCUCACGAAUGCAUCGACAAAGGAGACAUGAUUCCGAUCUGCGUUUGUCCCUGCGGGCAUACUCUCGCGAACGACGGAAAAACCUGCAUUGAUGAGCGAAAGUGUCCACUAGAUAUUUCGCUUUGGCUUGAUGGAACGACUUCAGCAUGCGCAAAAGACGGAUUCAAUCACGCUCAAAAAACUAUGAUGGCGAAUUUGGUCGGCUUUUUGGAUCAUGAGUCUCAUAACUUCGACGCGAAAAUCUUCGCCGCGUCCUACGGUGACGGUCAAGUCCAACAGAACGCCUCUCAUUUUGUAACGCCUCUUCUUCAUGAAAUUCAAGAGUUUCUUGAUGCUCUGACAAUUUCAUGCGCAAACAAUUCGAUUGCAGACGUCUUUCAAAAAAGACGUGAUCAAGCAUUUGAUUCUACAACAGUCUCCGUUAUCACCCUUGCUGCCGAGUUGUUGGACCCGUCAGAACUGAUAAAAAUGAACCGACCGAGAACAGAUACAACGAUUGUCAUAGUUGACAGACAAAGGGCAACGAAACAAGCACUGAUCCAAGCUUCUAUUCUUGCCUGCAAUCAUGAAAAUACCCAAAGAUGCGAAAAUAUUUUCAACCUUAACGAAGUGUUAUCUCCCGGAGAAAUCUUAAACCGUGUGAGCCGUGAGUCUUGCUUCAGCAGAAAUUAUAUGUCAACAAUUUCAUGCGGCGAUUUCUUCAUGGAGCUGGAUGUGCCUAUCUGUUCGUUAAGAGGACUUCAACAAGAAGAUUUGAUUUUAAACGCGGGAAAGGAUGGGUCGUGCACCCCGACUUUGGAAAAUAAUGGAACUCACUACAAGUGGAUCAUUGGUUACGAAGAUUGCGGAACUAAACGGACUGUUGAUGAAAAACUUGAAAAAAUCACUUUUACCAACAAUAUGCGGACAUGGAUCAACCGAGAUGCUCCCGUUUUUCCAGUCCUUCCUGAAUUCAAUAUUGAUCUUGAAUGUGCUGUUUCGACCAGUUUCGAAUUUUUCUCUCAGGGCGACUUCUACCCUGAGCUUAGCUCCUUCAGGGGAGUGGCAAACUCAAUCGGAAGUCAAACUGGCAACCUGCAAAUAUACGCCGACCCGAGCUUCACAGAAACUUGGGACGAGAAAAUCAUGGGAACAGGCGUGGAUCUAUUCGUCGAGUCGAAUUUCACUUUCGUGGAUGCGAGCAGGGAGCUACAAGUCACUGAUUGUGUCGCCAGUUCAGGAGAACUCAUCGACCUCGUAUCCGUGUCGGAUAAGCCAGUCCUGAAGAUGAUUGAAGGCGGAUGUUUAACCGAUAGGACUGUAAAGAUUCUUCCUCGAGGGCCGAGAAAUCAAGUGCGAUUCCAAUUUAAAAGCUUCCGAUUUCAUGGCGAGCUGAGUGGUGCAAAGAAAAUUAUGGCGAAUUUCACAGAAGCCCGAGUCGGCACAAUCGACCCGUCUCGCGCACUCGUCCUUGCCUCCAUCCUUCAGAAUCACAAACCAGUGGAUUAUGGAAUUCCGGCUGGGAUUUGCCCGACGAUGGAUUUUAGCCCAAAAGCCAACGAAACCGAAUCAUCUGGUCGCUUCUGCGAAGUCGAUCCGUACAAGGCAAAUUACUACACGACUGGAACUGUGAUCAAAAAAGUGAAUAACUUCAUCUGCUACGAUCCUGACUUCGGCCGAGUCUACCCCGUCCGAGCGAGUGCAAAGAAGGCGUCUCAGGACUCAAGUGUACGCAUUGUGCCCCUGGGUACAUUCAGACCAAGUCACCGAUUAAGCCAUGCGAAAAAAGUAAGAAAAAACUGCAGCAGCUCCAUCAGUUAUCGCCCGGAUAGUGGAUGGAUCGAAGAUGAGAGUUUGACGUUUCCUGAAGAAGAUAAUACUGGAAAAGGUCUAAGUGCUUAUUGCGCUGUUUCGGGGGAAUUCGGACUGGUAAUCAUUCCAGGAAGAACAAGCUCGAAUCGAAAAAUAUGGCGGCUUCACAAAAAUCAAUGGGAAAAUAUCGGACUCGUUCCAUGGACAUCAUUCAGAGGAUACGCAAGAGCUGUUCUUUUUCCUUAUAACGAGAUAAUGGUCCUUGGAGGAUAUUCGGGAGAUUGGAAGUUCACCAAAUUCAUAUUCAACGAAGAUUUCACCUCGAUCGAAGGGGAAGAUCUUACCCAUUUGCCCGCACUUAAAAAUUGGGAUGAUCUUUCUGCGAUGCUUGUGCUUGAAAAUUAA